Maniola jurtina (meadow brown) is the source of this 512-nucleotide messenger RNA. RefSeq lists its product as uncharacterized. The transcript is spliced from 3 exons. The coding region runs from base 159 to 437 and encodes 92 amino acids. The record is from RefSeq and is a predicted model, not a curated record. NCBI's taxonomy places the organism in Eukaryota, Metazoa, Arthropoda, Insecta, Lepidoptera, Nymphalidae.
GAACCCAUUUUACUACUCCGCUAUGAAAAUCGUUAUUUACGUUUAUUUCUUGUGUUUUUUUGUGGAUAAAUCUAGUUGUUUGAUGUUAAGUGAGGAUUUAGUGUUUAGUUUACGAGAUCAGAAAUGAGGAGAUCUGUGGGAGAACCAGAGUAACCGACAUGGCUCAAUCUCUGAUAGAGAAGGAAUGCCUCCACGAUGAAGUGCAUAAGUCUUGUGCGUUCUAUGAGGAGUACACGUGCUGGGAGACCGAGGCCAUGGACAGAAGAGUGAAGGCAUCGCCCAAACGCUUGGCGCAUUGCAGAGCUGGUUGUUAUUGCAAGAAAGGGCUAGUCCGUACGUAUCCUCAAGGCAAAUGCAUUAUUGCACAAGCCUGUCGAGACUUGGAACUCAGAGGCGUUUUGGAAAAAAUACCAGCGGAGUUUUCCAACGUCCGAUAAUACUUAUUGCAUUAAGUUUUACCUAGAAGUGGAAUAUGAUAAUACUUUCCUAACAAUAAAUGGAAUUAAAGUCUC